GGUGGUUAUUCUUCAGAGGGGUCUGAAGGAGGAUUUCCUGGCAUUUCCCAGUAAGAAGAAAACAUAACUUAUAGACCAUCUUCUGGCAGAAGAUGAUAGAUUUGGAUCAUAAACGGGAGGCGUUGGAAGCCAGGAAUCAAAAGUGAAGAAAUUCUGCAAGCCCUUGGGUGAGAAAGAUUCCUGUCACUGUAACCAUGCCAGAAAUGACAGAGAAUGAGACUCCUACGAAAAAGCAGCACAGAAAGAAAAACCGGGAGACACACAAUGCAGUGGAGAGGCAUAGGAAGAAAAAAAUCAAUGCUGGGAUUAACAGAAUAGGAGAACUGAUCCCAUGUUCCCCUGCGCUGAAGCAGAGCAAGAAUAUGAUCCUGGACCAAGCCUUUAAAUAUAUAACAGAAUUGAAAAGGCAAAAUGAUGAACUCCUGCUUAACGGAGGAAACAAUGAACAAGCUGAAGAAAUUAAAAAGCUACGUAAACAACUGGAAGAAAUUCAAAAAGAAAAUGGCCGAUAUAUUGAAUUACUGAAAGCUAAUGACAUAUGCUUAUAUGAUGAUCCCACAGUCCACUGGAAAGGAAAUCUUAGAAACUCAAAGGUCUCUGUUGUUAUUCCCAGUGACCAGGUUCAAAAAAAUAUCAUUGUUUAUUCCAAUGGGAGUCAGCCUGGUGGAAACAGCCAGGGAACAGCUGUUCAGGGGAUAACCUUUAAUGUUGGUCAUAAUUUACAAAAGCAAACCGCCAAUGUCGUGCCAGUACAGAGGACUUGCAAUCUUGUGACUCCUGUGUCUAUUUCUGGAGUUUACCCUCCUGAAAACAAGCCAUGGCAUCAGACCACAGUUUCUGCAUUGGCUGCCAACCAGCCUGUUCCUCUUUGUCUUCCGGCUACCGUUCCUGCUCAAAAUCUUCUCGAGCUUGCCACCUCCGAGAGCGAACCGAGUGUGCCUGGUGCCACUGGCAGCUCCCUGGUUGCUGUUCCCGCUGGGCCUGACGCUCACCAGCAUCGUUCCUUGCACACAAGUGUAAAUGAUCAAAAUUCUUCAGAAAAUAAGAAUGGGCAAGAAAACCCCAAAUUGUUGAAGAAAACGGUCCCUUGUGCCACAAGCGUCCCCUCCAGCUCCUCAGCAACUGCCACUAAAGUGAACCAUGGAGGCAAGUCCUGCCCGAGCAUACAGGAUUUCAGAAGCGAUUUGCAGACUACCUUCGUUGUUUCAGUUACCACCACAGUCUGCUCCCAGCCUCCCAGAUCCGCAGGGGAUUCUUGUCCAGUGAGUGUCAGCAAGGGUGCAGACUCAGUAAGUGUUACCGCAGUGGUGGCCCCAUCUGCCCCUGGAGGAGGGAAGACCACCACUCCUGUAAGCAGUCUUUCUGCAAACCCGUUGGGUAAUGGUUGGACUCUUUCUUGUUCUUUGCCUUCUUCAACUGUUAGUGCUUCAGAUUUGAAAAACAUUAAUAGCCUUACCCGGAUUUCCUCAGCUGGAAACACGCAGACAACGUGGACUACUUUGCAACUGGCAGGAAACACUGUUCAGCCCUUAAGCCAGGCACCAUCUUCUGUGACCCCAGUAGUAAAUGAGUCUGGGACUAGCCCUACCAUAACCAUGCACAGUAGACAGGUGGCUGCAGGCGUCAACCUGAAUAAUUCCUUUCCAGCAGAUGGGCAGCCAAUUGAGCAAGUAGUUGUGACCUUGCCUUCCUGUCCAUCUUUACCUAUGCAGCCACUAAUUGCCCAGCCACAAGUGAAAUCUCAGCCCCCCCAAAAUAUCCUUCCAUUGAAUUCAGCAAUGCAAGUGAUUCAGAUGGCUCAGCCAGUGGGGACAGCCGUUAACGCAACUCCAGCUAAUCAAAAUGUUAUCAUUCUUCAGCCACCCAGCACCACUCCAUGCCCAACAGUGAUGCGGGCAGAGGUUCCCAGCCAGACUGUAGGUCAACAGAUAGUGAUCAUACAGGCAGCUAAUCAGAAUCCUUUGCCACUCCUCUCGGCUCCACCUCCUGGUUCAGUUCGACUCCCUGUCAAUGGAGCCAAUGCUAUAAUAGGGUCUAACUCCAUGCAAAAUGUUUCAACCCCACAGACUUUUGGUGGAAAGCAUCUUGUCCACAUACUACCAAGACCUUCAUCUUUAUCAACAUCUAAUUCAACACAAACUUUUUCUGUUACCAUGUCGAAUCAACAACAGCCUCAAACCAUUUCUUUAAAUGGACAGCUCUUUGCUUUGCAGCCUGUGAUGUCUUCAUCAGGAACUACAACCCAAAACCCUAUGCAAAUUAUUCAACCAACCACCAGCGAAGAUCCAAAUACCAAUGUUGCCCUGAAUACAUUUGGCGCUUUGGCUAGCCUCAAUCAAAGCAUAUCACAGAUGGCUGGGCAAAGCUGUGUACAAUUGUCCAUUAGCCAGCCUGCCAAUCCUCAAACUGCUGCAAAUAGUCAGACCACCCCAACUAACUGUGUUUCAUUAACAGCAACUGUAGCAUCUCCCAUGACAGCAGAUAAUGCAGCCACACUACCCAGUAUUUAUAAUCUAGUGACUACUCCCUCGGUAAACACUGUAGCUUGUUUGUCUAGCGUGAAGUCAAAACGGUUGAAUAAGAAGCCAGGUGUCAAGAAACACGUAUCAGCUAACAAGUCGGCAUGCCCCCUGAAUCCAGCCAGAGAUGUGGGCAAGGCGGACUGCCCUGGCACCGAAGGUGCAGCAGAGCCACCCAGUCAUGAUGGACUGCUGGAAAGCCCCCCUCUUGUGUUGCCAUCUGUCACUGUGUCCCAGGCAGAAAGUACUGUGAGUGUUUCUGGUUCACAUUCUUUGGAUGUUCUGAAUUCGGAAUCAGUGAUACCUGAGUCUAUACCCAAAUCUAAGUCAGCAGAAGAGUCUAACUCACCCCCCCAAGAAUCUGUAACAAGUGAACAUUUUGCAGUGGCCCCAGCAAAAUCCAAAGAUUCUGCUCCCAUAGUGCAACGAGAGUCAUCUCAAGAUAAGCCACCAACUAAUUUGGCAUUGUCAGAUGCUGCCAAAUCCUGGACUUCAGCCAAUGUGUUAAUUCCAUCUCCAAAUGAUCCCCACGUUUUGGUUUCUCAGGUUUCUGGUUUGUCAUCUACCACGAGCACUACAAGUACUGACUGUGUUUCUGAGGUAGAAAUCAUUGCUGAACCUUGCAGAGUUGAGCAAGAUUCAUCAGAUAGAAUGCAAACCACAGGUCUCUUAAAGGAGCAAGGUUUAACUGCAUUGCUAUCUGGUCUUGCUAAAGAAAAAGACCCUCAGAAAUCAUCUCUUUCAGUCCAGGUGGGCCAUCCUGACUUUUCUUCAGAAAAUUCUAAAAUGGUUGAUUCAAGUGUUGAUUUACAUCCCAAACAGGAGCUGUUACUGAUGAGCAGCGAUGACAGAGAUCCAGGACAGCAUCACUCCUGCAUCCCCGAUCAGGAGGUUAUUCAUGGCUCUUUGCUCACCAGCAGGCAGGCUGACUCUCCCAUGUCAACCAGCUCUGGCAGUAGUCGUAGUUUCUCAGUUGCAUCCAUGCUUCCUGAAACAACUAGAGAGGAUGUCACCAGCAAUGUAACAACUAAUACGUGUGACAGCUGUACCUUUGUAGAGCAAACUGAUAUAGUCGCUCUUGCAGCAAGAGCUAUUUUUGACCAGGAGAACCUCGAGAAGGGAAGAGCUGGCACCCAGGCUGAUAUAAGGGAAGUUACUUCAAAGCCUUCCGAAGCACCAUCUUUAGAGGGAGACCAGCCUUUCAAGACGCAGAUCUCUAAAGAGAAUGGCCCAGGUCAGGCAGAAGCAACACCAAAUGAAUUUAAUUCUCAGGAUUCAACUGAAGCAUCUGUGGACAGGCCCCUUGAAAAACCAAGUUGUUCUGUAGGAAUUAAAACAUCAAAUGCCUCUUUGCAGGUUUUGACUUCUCAGCCACCAAGCAUCACCAGUUUAAGUGUGAAUAAUCUUAUCCAUCAGAGCAGCAUCAGCCAUCCUCUUGUCAGCUGUGCGGGAUUAUCCCAAACUUCAGAGCAAACACCUGUUUCUGCUACAGUCAACCUGACUGUUUCACCUGGUUCCUAUGGCAGUCAGCCUCCUGGACCAUCUCUGAUGACUGAAUAUUCCCAAGAACAACUAAACACUGUGACUGGUACUGUACCAACUCCACAGAUUCAAGAGCCACUCUUAAAGCCAAGUCAAGAAAGCCGUAAAGACUCUGCUAAGCGUGCUGUCCAAGAUGACCUUCUACUGUCUUCAGCUAAACGUCAAAAGCAUUGUCAACCGGCCCCCCUCAGGCUUGAAGGUAUGUCACUGAUGACCCGAACUCCAGACAGCAUUUCUGAUCAAACUCAAAUGAUGGUUAGUCAGAUCCCUCCCAACUCUUCAAACUCAGUUGUGCCUAUUAGCAACCCAGCACAUGGAGAUGGCCUUACACGAUUAUUUCCACCUAGUAAUAACUUUGUGGCCCCUGCAUUGAGGCAAACUGAAGUUCAGUGCGGUUCUCAGCCUUCAGUUGCUGAGCAGCAGCAAACCCAGGCCAGUCAACAUCUACAGGCCCUGCAACAGCAUGUUCCAGCUCAAGGAGUGUCUCACCUGCAUAGUAACCAUCUCUACUUAAAGCAACAGCAGCAGCAGCAGCAGCAGCAGCAGCAGCAGCAGCAGCAGCAAGCAGGGCAGUUACGAGAGAGGCAUCACUUAUAUCAACUGCAGCAUCACAUACCUCAUGCAGAGAGCUCUGUCCACUCUCAGUCCCAUAAUGUCCACCAACAGAGAACCCUGCAACAGGAAGUUCAGAUGCAGAAGAAGAGGAAUCUUGUUCAGGGCACUCAGGCGUCACAGCUUUCCUUACAACCGAAGCACCAUGGGACUGACCAAUCCCGACCCAAGAGUGGUCAGCCACAUCCCCACCAUCAGCAGAUACAACAGCAGAUGCAGCAACACUUUGGAAGCUCCCAGUCAGAGAAGAGUUGUGAAAACCCUUCAACUAGCCGGAACCACCAGAACCAUCCCCAGAACCAUCUCAAUCAAGAUAUCUUGCACCAGCAGCAGGAGGUUGCAGGCAGGCAGCAAGGCUCAGGGGUUUCUUCUGAACAUGUAUCUGGGCAUAACCCAAUGCAGAGGCUCUUGACAUCAAGAGGCAUAGAGCAGCAGAUGGUGUCCCAACCAAGUAUUGUGACUAGACCUUCAGACAUGACCUGUACUCCACACAGACCAGAGAGAAAUAGAGUUUCAAGUUAUUCUGCCGAAGCACUCAUUGGAAAGACAUCUUCUAAUUCAGAGCAGAGAAUGGGUAUAUCGAUCCAGGGUUCUAGAGUUUCAGAUCAGCUUGAAAUGAGAAGUUAUCUUGAUGUACCGAGAAAUAAGAGUUUGGCCAUUCAUAAUAUGCAGGGUCGCGUUGACCAUACUGUUGCCUCAGACAUCCGCCUUUCUGACUGUCAGACAUUUAAACCAACUGGAGCCAUUCAACAGCCUCAGAGUAAUUUUGAAAUACAAUCUUCAAGAAAUAAUGAAAUAGGUAACUCUGUAUCAUCAUUGAGGACUAUGCAGUCUCAGGCUUUUCGAAUUAGUCAAAACCCUGGUCCACCACCAAUUGACCGCCAAAAGAGAUUACCUUAUCCUCCGGUUCAGAGCAUCCCAACAGCAAAUGCUAUCCCACCAAGGGACAGUGAAAACACAUGUCAUCAAAGUUUCAUGCAGAGUCUGCUUGCCCCUCACCUUGGUGAUCAGGUCAUUGGGAGCCAGAGAUCACUCUCAGAACGUCAGAGGAAUGCACAGUGUGGUCCAUCCUCUGCAAUUGAAUAUAGUUGUCCUCCAACUCAUGAAAGUGUCCAUAUUAGAAGAGAGAGUGAGAAUCAGAAUAGGGAAAGUUGUGACAUGUCCCUAGGUGCAAUUAACACCAGGAACAGCACCUUGAAUAUUCCCUUUUCAAGUUCUUCUUCCUCAGGAGAUAUUCAAGGUCGAAACACAAGUCCCAAUGUUUCUGUACAGAAGUCCAAUCCCAUGAGGAUUACUGACAGUCAUGGGACCAAGGGCCACAUGAACCCUCCAGUCACAACGAACAUGCAUGGUGUUGCAAGGCCCGCUUUGCCACAUCUAUCUGUGUCUCAUGGAAAUGCUGAUCAAGGGCCUCCUGUACGUCAAACGAAUUCUUCAGUUCCCCAGCGAUCAAGGCAUCCCUUGCAAGACAGCAGUGGUUCCAAAAUUCGUCAGCCUGAAAGGAAUCGUUCUGGAAACCAAAGGCAUAGUAAUGUCUUUGAUCCAAGUCUUCCCCAUCUUCCUCUAUCUGCUAGUGGCAGUAUGAUUCUUGGACGCCAACAGCCCACUACAGAGAAGAGAGGAAGUAUUGUUCGUUUCAUGCCUGAUAGCCCACAAGUACCUAAUGAUAAUUCAGCACCUGACCAGCAUACACUAUCACAAAAUUUUGGCUUUCCUUUUAUUCCUGAGGGUGGCAUGAAUCCACCAAUAAAUGCUAAUACUUCUUUCAUUCCACAGGUUACUCAACCUAGUGCCACUCGAACUCCAGCUCUCAUCCCUGUAGACCCCCAAAAUACUCUACCUUCCUUCUAUCCCUCAUACUCUCCUGCUCACCCUACACUGUCCAAUGAUAUUUCGAUCCCCUAUUUUUCUAAUCAAAUGUUCUCAAAUCCUAGCACAGAGAAGGUAAACAGUGGAAGUUUAAAUAACCGAUUUGGAUCAAUUUUAUCUCCUCCAAGACCUGUUGGUUUUGCUCAACCAAGUUUUCCUCUUCUCCCUGAUAUGCCACCAAUGCAUAUGACCAACUCUCACUUAUCCAAUUUUAAUAUGACAUCUUUGUUUCCAGAAAUAGCUACAGCUCUUCCUGAUGGCUCAGCAAUGUCACCUUUGCUUACAAUCGCAAACUCUUCUGCCUCUGACUCUUCCAAGCAGUCCUCAAACCGACCUGCCCACAACAUAAGCCAUAUUUUAGGUCAUGACUGCAGUUCAGCUGUUUAAAUACUGAUAGACUAAAUGUAAAUGUAACAGGGCUUGGUUAGAGCAGUGAACUCCGUGCAUACCUCUUCUAAAGACUCAGCAAAGGGUCAUCUGUGCCUCUCCAACUGUUCUUACCAAACUUUCCCAUCCGUUCUGGCUGCCGACUGGAGCAGCCUCCUGGGGACAAAAAAAAUACUGUCAGUGAGAAAAGUUUCCAUAUUUUCUCCCUUCAAGAUGGUCAUAGGAAGGAAUAGGAGAACAUCAUGAAUAAGUUAUUCAACAAGACCACAGGUAAACACAGUAGUUAAAAUUUUUGAGAAAAAAAAAAUGUGAGAUUUAUGACUUGUUCUUUAUCUUAACUGAUUUUUAAGCUUUAACAUUUAAGUUUUUAUUUGUACUUGAAAGGUCCAAUCUGCCAAAUUCAAGGAGGACAGUUUUUAGUGUGAUUGACUAUUUACUAUUUAUUAUAUUCUCUCUCUCUCUCUCUCUUACACACACACACACACACACACACACACACACACACACAGUGGCUAGUGAGUUCUAAAGAACUUGGGGCUCUGAAAUAUCAUUGGAACUAAGGUAACAAACUAAGGAGAAACUCAGUUUGAACACUGCAUUGCAAAGGCCUCAAAGCCUGGAACUUCCAGAUACUUCUCUAUUGCACUGAUUGCAUUUUUCUGCUCAGCUCUGGCAAGAGGCAGCAUUUACAUUUCUCAGAGCUUUCAUUCCAGGCAUGUAACACUUUGAUCCCAAAUGAGUCUUUACCCCUAAGUAAGGCUCGUUUGACCACCUGAGGAAGGGAAUGACCAUCUGCAAGUAAUUUGGCUCCUGCUCACAUGUAGCUCUAAUUAUCUGACAGAAAUGUGCAUAUAUAUGUGAGGUCAUUUUACAUAAGAACUCAAUUCUGAAAGUGUUCAGAGCAUAGUAAUCUUAUUUGAUAUAAAAGCACAAGUGUAUGAGAUUUACCAGCAGUAUUAAGUAUUUGAUCAUUAGAGCUGCAUGAUUUUGGGGUGGAAUUUAUUUUAGUACCUUGCAAUCUCUGGAUGUAAUUUUUGGCAAAGGAUUGGCAGAGAGCAUAGUCAAUUUUUGUUACAGUAAAUUUAAUGUUAUUCUUGGCUUGCUAAUAUAUGACUAUAGAAUGUAAAACCAUUUCUACAAAUAAUGUUUUAAUUUCUGGAAAUAUACAAACUUAUGUAUGAAUUGUAAUUGAGAGUCAUUGACUAAAUCAUUUUUCUCUUUUAGUGUUACUAAUCAUGUAGAAUCAGUUAUAGAAAGUCGUCGAUUUCUCUUAACAUUUAACCCAGUAACUCUAAUGAGGUGACAUUUUUCAGAUUUCUCAUCAUGUUUAAACUUUUAAUGUGUCAAUCAUGGAUAAAACAAAUCAAGUUUGAUGUAAUUUCUUUUUCUUUUUUUGGUACGAGCAGGUUGUUUGGGGAUGUUUUAUACCACUUCAGGAAAUUUAUUUUUGUUUUACUGUAAGACCCUUUGGGGGUACCAGAGAUGGCAACCUUUUUCUAAGUAAGGACUGAGCAUUCCAGAGUCAUCAUGCUUUAUAAAAUCUUACACAUCAGAACUGUGGAGAGGGAAGAAUGAGGAGGGGAUUUUGCAGCAUGUCAGGGUGAACUUCGGUGAGGCUCAACUUUUAAAAUCAGCCCUUUAAAAUACAAAAUUAUUUAAAUAAAAUAUUUAAAAUUAUUUUAAAGAUAAUUCCUUUGCCUUGCUCUUGCCUUCUAACAUUAGCCAUUUCCUGGAGAGGCUGAAAGUUAUACCCCAAAGAAAUGUGGGAAGGCAUUUUAGUGGGAGUAAGUUUUAAAAUUUUGAAGAAGGGUCAAACUUACAGAUAUGCAUCUUCUUAUCUGCAUCCUUCCUAGGUUACAUAGGUACCUAGGCUCUUAUUUUCUUCCAUCUGCUUCAUGUCAAACAGGUGGCAGGGAAUCUGGUCGUUUCCCUAGCACGAUGAUUUCUCCUUUGCCUUGAAACAUUAAUUGGGCACACCAUCUCUUGGGUCAGUGUGAGACAGGAAGUAAGUCACGCUCCCAAAUCAAUGAUUCCCAAUUCCUGGUUUUGGGAACCACUAUGUCUCCCACUGUAUGAAGCGACAAUAAGAAUUUCUUGAAACAAAAGUAAAUCAAAAUUGAUUUAAAAUAUUUAAUGUGCCAUAGAACUCUGUUUCUUGUUCUAAUGAGCCUCCCCCACCACCUCCAAUGGAGGACUGAAGAAAGGGCAAAGGUGGUCUCAAGAGAUGGCCUUGGAUUGCUAUCCUUGGGGACCUGGAAGUCAUUGUUAUAAAACUGUUGUCUAUAUAAACCCUGCCUUUUCCUGGAGAUAAUUGCCUGUAAUUUUGUACAUCCAGAGAGCAGUAGUAAUAGCCAGAGAAACUAGUGUGAAGUUAAUCUGUGAGUGAUGAUUUUAUGAUACCUAUAUGUACACUAAAGGCCAGAAAAUAGUUUCUUGAGAUUACUGUUUGGCUACCGUUUCUCCUUCACCAGAGUUCAACAGAAAAGGAUCUUUUUAGGGGACUCAACCAUAUUUUUCCCUGCAUUCUACACUUCCUGUGUGAGCCUGAGAGUGUUUCUACAUGAGUCUGUGGGAGACAUCAGGUGUAAGGUGAGGCAGUCCAGAAAUGCCAGUAGGAAGUGUUGAGGACCUUCUUGGACAGUUUCUUUCUAGUUCUGCUCACAUGCCUCUUCCCUGGUACUGCACUUUACCCAAAACUGUGCCUCUGGUCCCAAGACCAGCCAUUGGAACAUAUUAUUCACCCACUCCUCUGUUAUAGCCAAGGACCAGCCCGGAUGGUACAUGUCAGCUAAUCAAACACCUGGAAGACACGUACAGCUGAUGUUUCUCACUGUUGCCUUAUCAUUCUCUGAGCCAUCUCUGAUUCUAAUCUAGUAAAAAACUUACUAGAUAGAAGCAAGACUCCUUUUAAACUCAGAGCUUGUAUGUGAUGGUCAUCCAACAUUCUUAUUUCUAGAUUUGUGUAAGCCCCAUCAACUGUAAUCUUUUUGUGUCUUGUGCAUGUAUUCAGAUGCUGCAUAAACAUGAGCCAACUUGCUUUGAAAAUAUUGGGUAUAAUAUCCAAAUUGGUGUUAUUUUGGAUGACUGCACAAUCAUUAGAGCUUUCAUGAGACAUACAACUUAACUAUUUGCGAUUUAAUCUUUUUAAAAAAAGGUUAUUUUUGUGUGUGUGGGCCCAGUUGUGUGUUCAGGUAUACAUCAUACUAUGUCAUAGGAACUUAAUGUUUACUCCAUCUAGAUCCCCUCUUCACUUUUCUGGAUCUCUGUUCCCCAUCCGCUCAGUCUUAAAUCCAUUUUUCAUCUGUGAGGUCAUUGAGGCACUGGACUUGAUUAUAUUGGUAACCUUUAAGGGGAGUUGAACUGUUGAUCUUCCAAGAAGAAAGGGACCAGACAGUGUUGCUUAAAAUGCUGCAGUUGUGUUACUGUGAAGAAAAGAUUUGCUUCCACUUUUAGCAGGCCAUAUAUAUAUACAUUUUGGUAAAAAAUAGGUGGAAAAGUCUGAGAAUAUAAUUACCUUCACAAACUAUUUAUAGAUACACUGGGCGAAGCUUACUGUAGGGCAGUCACCAGAAAAUCUAACUGUAGUGCUUUCUAUGGUGUAAUAUUUGUAUCUAUUUUCAUGCCAGCAAUGUCCGCUGUGCACUGUGUCCUAUUACUGUAAAUCACCUGGUUUAUAAUUCGAAUGGGAACUAACUUGUUUUGUAAUGGAGUCCAGAGCAGAUAUGUAUAAUAUGAUCAGGAUUGUCCUACAGUUGUAAAUAAGAAUAGGUCCUGUUUAUUUUGACAUCUUUUUACAAAUGCAUUGUAUUAGGGUGUGAAUAUUCUGAACCAUGCUCUUGUUUAAAGUUUUGAAAUUUU
Messenger RNA from Molossus molossus (Pallas's mastiff bat), 10787 nucleotides. It is a transcript of the gene USF3, whose product is annotated as upstream transcription factor family member 3. Gene Ontology annotation, molecular function: protein dimerization activity. Lineage: Eukaryota; Metazoa; Chordata; Mammalia; Chiroptera; Molossidae. The transcript is spliced from 8 exons. The record is from RefSeq and is a predicted model, not a curated record. The coding region runs from base 195 to 6929 and encodes 2244 amino acids.